Messenger RNA from Frankliniella occidentalis (western flower thrips), 2453 nucleotides. It is a transcript of the gene sds22, whose product is annotated as protein phosphatase 1 regulatory subunit 7. The record is from RefSeq and is a predicted model, not a curated record. The coding region runs from base 238 to 1260 and encodes 340 amino acids. The transcript is spliced from 9 exons. Gene Ontology annotation, molecular function: protein binding. NCBI's taxonomy places the organism in Eukaryota, Metazoa, Arthropoda, Insecta, Thysanoptera, Thripidae.
CAAGAACGGGUGGCAUUUUUAUGAAUUAAUUCAGAAUAGAAAACGUCGAGAAAUGGAACUUUCCCCAGUGCCACUCCGACCGUCACCACACUUCAUCGGCGGGAUGUUUGCACAACUGCGGCUCGUCUGCUUAGGCUCUGCGCUUUCAAUUCAAAACAUUGAAGACAAAACAGAAUUUUGCUGCUCGAACAGUUUGUUCAUUAACUGAUUACAGCGCCUUAAAAGGCACAGGGAAAUAUGGCAGAAAAUGGCGGUUCUGAAGUGACUCCAGCUCCAGAAAGUCCUGGGAAGGUGAGGAAAACUGUCAGUGUUGAUGCAACUCCAUCAGUUGACGAGCCUGAACCAGCUGAAUCAGAAGAAGUCACUGGUGAUGAAAUUACAGCUGAGGAUGUUGAAGAUGUCAAUUGUUUGGAGCUUGAUUUUAAUCAUCGCCAAUUAAAAGAAAUAAAAAAUCUUGAACCUCUGAAAUGCAUUGAAAGGUUGUACAUGCGCUGGAAUCUGCUCAAGAAAAUUGAAAACUUGUCCACUCUUGUGACAUUGAGGGAAUUAGAGCUUUAUGAUAAUCAGCUCACUGUAAUUGAAAACUUAGACUGCCUUGUAAACCUUGAGAUUCUGGACCUGUCGUUCAAUCGUAUCACGCGCAUUUGUGGACUGGAAAAUCUUACAAAGCUUGAAAAAUUAUUUUUAUGCUCGAAUAAAAUCCAGAAGAUUGAAAACAUCAACCAUCUGAAAAACUUGCAGUAUUUGGAACUUGGGGAUAACAAACUGAGGACUAUUGAAAAUUUGGAAGGACUGUCAAGUUUGACAAGUCUAUUUCUAGGAAAGAAUAAAAUAACCAAAGUUCAGAACCUGGAGUGUUUGCCUCAGCUAGAAGUACUUAGCCUUCAGAGUAAUCGAUUGACAAAGCUGGAGAGUCUUGAAACCCUGACCAAGCUGGAGCAGUUCUAUGUGUCAGAAAAUGGUAUAAAAGAAAUAGAAGGAUUGGAGGCCAACUUGGAACUUACCACUCUGGAUCUUGCCUCUAACAAGAUAAAUCAGAUUAAAAAUGUGGAUCACCUCCCCAAACUGGAAGAGUUUUGGUUGAAUGAUAAUGAAGUAGCCGAUUGGAAUUGUGUUGAGAAGCUUACAGCAAAUAAACAACUUGUGACAGUGUAUUUGGAACGCAACCCACUUUCAAAAGAUGCUGCAUAUCGCCGCAAAGUUAUGCUUACCCUUCCAUGGCUACAACAAUUAGAUGCCACAAUGUGCAGGCGUGAAUAAUCCACUAGAUCUACUAUUUUUGUCAACCAUGCACUAUAAAACUAAUUAAACUGUUCACAACUACACUUACUUAACCUUUUGAAGUGGUAAGUGGCUAAGCUUUGGAAAUUGAUGUACAUACUAACAGAAUAAAUAGCUUUACAGUGUAAUGUUAACUGAUACUAUAAGCGAGACUGUGUGUUUUCAAAAUCAUACAGACAACUCCAUUAUUUUACCCUGUCUCCACUAAAGACUGUUCUAAUAAUCAUGUUUUUAUACCUCAAGUCUUGCUUUUAAAUUCAAACCUAGGUAUUUGUAAAAUUAGUGGUAACUUCAUCAAAUGAGAGGUAUCUGCUGUCUGUGUCAAAUCAAUUUGAAAAGAAAUCGAAGUGAAAAAAUACUCAAAGAACUAUCAGUCUUUGUAUAUUUUUCCAAACAAUCUUGUUUUUAAAGUAGGUUGGUAAAUGUUUCUGGUUUGCUAAAUGUUUCCUGUUAGUUUUGGACCAAUUGCCAAAUUUUUGAUGUUCCUGUAGAAUAAUAUUAAUAUUAUCUAAAUACAUUGCACUUCUUGAGCCUUCUUGAAAAUUUUGUUUGUUUCUGAAUUGUCAUGGUUUUCUAAAAUGAUCAGGAGUGAAUCUGAUGGGAAGAACUACAAUAAUCUAAAUGAGGUGUAAGCAGGAAAUUUCUUAUCUUCAACUGUGAAGGACAUUGUCUCUCAAGUUUAGACUUUGUACUUAAAUAUUUAUAAUUUUUAAAAAUUUAUUACUGUCUAUCUAUCUAUCUGUACUAUGUAUAUUUCAUUAAGAGAAUUUAUUUUGAAUGCAAUCAUCAUUCAACAUGUUUUAAGUUGACCAUUUCUUCCGUGUGCUACUAAGUUAAAACUUUGAUUCUGCAAUUUUUUUGUAAACUUAAUAUUGUAUUGCCUUUAGUGAGGUGUGAUGUAUGAUGAAGGGAACCACAUUUUAUAAAGCUGUGAUUUACUCUUCUGUUUAGAUUUUAACAUCGCCUUCAAGCGUCCUUUUUAUUUUUACCACAAUGUACCUCUCUGUACUUUUCUAUUGGGAGAUCAGUUCCCACAGAAUGUGCUAGAGUCUGCCAACAUUUUUCUUACCCUGUCAGAAGUUUUCUUGAGCAGCCAGAUACCAUAGCUGUUACUAUCACUGUUUGUCAAUCAGUAAAUUAAAAAAGCUGGCAAUAAAUGCAAUGAAAGCUUA